Molecule: messenger RNA, 1593 nt
Organism: Lasiosphaeria miniovina
Lineage: Eukaryota; Fungi; Ascomycota; Sordariomycetes; Sordariales; Lasiosphaeriaceae
Product: general substrate transporter
Exons: 1
Coding region: 1-1593 (530 amino acids)
Biological process (GO): transmembrane transport; carbohydrate transport
Cellular component (GO): membrane
Molecular function (GO): carbohydrate:proton symporter activity
Source: RefSeq, a predicted model, not a curated record
AUGGCCAGCCACCUCGAGUCGGUGGCGCGCACGCACCUGUGGACGGAGCGGCGCAUCGUGUCCAUCUGCCUGGUCAUCGCGCUGGGGCAGUUCCAGUACGGGUACGACGGGGCAGCGAUUGCGGGGUUCCAGAGCAUGCCGGGGUUCCUGGCCGUGUUCGGGUACGCAGACCCGAAAAACCCGAUCGGGUACAACAUCAGCACCGACGUGCAGCGGCUGAUCCAGUCGCUGAUGAACGUGGGCGGCUUCGUGGCGUCGGUGGCCAUCUACAGCUUCGGGUCGCGCCUGUCGCGCCGUGUCGGCCUGUGGCUGGGCUGCUUCUUCGGCGCCCUCUCCGUGUCCGUCAUGAUCGGCGUCACCACGCUCGGCGGCCUGUACGCGGGGCGCCUGCUGCUGGGCAUGUCCAACGGCUUCUUCGUGCCCUACAGCAUCAUGUACAUGUCUGAGUCGGCACCCGCCCUGCUGCGCGGGUCCGUCGUCGGCAUGAUCACCUUCCAGACCUCGCUGGGCGCCCUGUUCGGCAUCCUCGUCGACAACUACACCGUCGGCCGCGGCGGCAACGCCUCGUGGCAGAUUCCGCUGGGCGUCAUGUACGCCGUGCCCGUGGUGCUCGGCACCUUCCUCUUCUUCGUCCCCGACACCCCGCGCUACUACGUCACGCGCGGCGAGGAUGAGAAGGCGCUGUGGGCCAUCCGCCGCCUGCGCGGCAUCGAGGACGACGCGCUGCUGCGCGCCGAGGUCGACGACAUUCGCGCCACGUACCUGCUCGAGAAGGAGCUGCACGCCGGCGUGCACCUGCGCGACAUGUUCCGCGGCACCGACCUGCGCCGCACCAUGCUCUCGUACGGUGCCACGCUCGGCGGCACCGCCACCGGCGUCAGCUUCAUGGCUGGCUUUUCCGUGUACCUGUUCGUGCAGGCCCGCGUCGGCUCCGCCUUUGUGUGGGUCAUGAUUUCGCUGGCCAUUGCUCUGUCGGGCAACAUGUUAGCGUUCCCGGCCAUGCGCUGGUUCGGCCGCCGCGAGCUGCUCGUCGCUUCGUCCGUUGUGUCGUCGGCCAUGUGGUUCGGGAUGGCGAUCGGAUACAGCGUGGCGCCGGGGUCGCCGGCCGCGGCCAAGGCGCUGGUGGCGCUGAGCAUCGUAUUCACAUGGGUGUACGGCGUCGGGCAGGGCCCUGUCAUGUGGGCGCUCUCGGUCGAGAUCCCGUCGCAGCGGCUGCGGUCGCAGACGGUCGGCACGGCCACAGGCAUCAACUUUAUUGUCGGCUGGAUGGUCGCCUUCUUCUCGCCCUACUUCAUCAACCCGGACAAGCUCAACUGGGGGCCUAGGUACGGGUACAUCUGGGGCGCCAGCAACCUGGUGCUGGCCCUCUGGGCGUUUCUGUGCGUGCCUGAGACCAAGGGCCGCAGUCUGGAGCAGCUCGACGAGCUGUUCGAGAAACAGGUCAGCGCGAGGCAGUUUUCGUCUUUUGCCGUGGAGCGGAGGCUCGUCGAAGAGCUGAACGUCGGGGGGGCAUUUCGGGAAGGGGAGGACGUGAAGAGUGCUGCUGUGCAGGUGGAUGAUCCUGAAAAACAGGGACAUGGAGAGGCUAGCUAG